AUGCUUGACUGCUACAUGCAGCCUGUUGCUGGAGAGGGUUGGCAGGCCGCUGGCUGGGUUUCCUUCGCCUCGGAGUAUCCAACAUUAGCCGCUGUGUGCUGGCUGUUUUUCCCUUUGGGCAAGCCUCGCUUGUUGGCCACCAAGCAAUAUUAUGCUGCUUUGCGGGCUACAGGUUGUUUGGCUUUGUCGCCUAAGACCAGCAAAUCCCCAAGAGACCAUACCACCGGAGUUUCAAGUCGCUACUGCUGUCAGUGCCUGAGCUGUGUGAACUGCAGGUGGCGCUGUCUUCAGUGCAAGCGCGCAAGUUUUGUUUCCUCUUUGUUGUGCGAGCUGGCUUGCCCUGUUAGACACGAUGCUUCGGCAUGA
Effrenium voratum is the source of this 366-nucleotide messenger RNA. Lineage: Eukaryota; Dinophyceae; Suessiales; Symbiodiniaceae. The record is from the annotation of a GenBank genome assembly.